GAUUGGUAGCCGGGGGAGGGCUGCGCCGUGGCCCCGCCUUUCCGGAGCGCGGGCGCGCGGUGGCGGGAAUUUCGCCUGUUUGCGGUUUAGACCCCAAAGAUUCCUGGUGGUGGUCUGGGUCACAGGAGGCAGGUUUCGGGAGCUGGAAAUGUGAGCGGUUACGACAGGCACCGCGGGUAACCGACGCCCCGGGUCCUUGCUGCAGCCGGGUACGCGGGAUACCGGCACCCCGCCUUCUCCGCCCGAGUGCUGCCGGGCGUGGGCCUGGAAUCUCUUCACACCUUCUCUUUGGAGCCCUUAAUGAUACGACGAACCCCAAGUGUUUCAGAACAUGAAGUAAACAUGGAGAACUGUUCUGCUGCAUCGACGUUCCUGACUGACAGCUUAGAGCUGGAGCUGGGGACGGAAUGGUGCAAGCCUCCUUACUUUUCUUGUGCUGUUGACAACAGAGGAGGAGGAAAACAUUUUUCUGGAGAAUCCUACCUCUGCAGCGGAGCCCUUAAGCGAUUGAUUUUGAAUCUUGACCCUUUACCAACUAAUUUUGAAGAAGAUACCUUGGAAAUAUUUGGCAUUCAGUGGGUUACUGAAACAGCAUUAGUGAAUUCAUCUAGAGAACUCUUUAAUUUAUUCAGGCAACAACUGUACAACUUGGAAACCUUGUUACAGUCCAGUUGUGAUUUUGGGAAGGUAUCAACUCUACACUGCAAAGCAGACAAUAUUAGGCAGCAGUGUGUACUAUUUCUCCAUUAUGUUAAAGUUUUCAUCUUCAGGUAUCUGAAAGUACAGAAUGCUGAGAGUCAUGUUCCUGUCCAUCCUUAUGAGGCUUUGGAGGCUCAACUUCCCUCAUUGUUGAUUGAUGAGCUUCAUGGAUUACUCUUGUAUAUUGGACACCUAUCUGAACUUCCCAGUGUUAAUAUAGGAGCAUUUGUAAAUCAAAACCAGAUUAAGCUUUUUCCACCAUCAUGGCAUUUAUUACAUCUCCACUUGGAUAUACAUUGGCUGGUGCUAGAAAUUCUUUACAUGCUGGGUGAAAAAUUGAAACAAGUUGUAUAUGGUCAUCAGUUUAUGAAUCUGGCAAGUGACAAUUUAACCAAUAUCAGCCUAUUUGAAGAACAUUGUGAAACUCUCCUUUGUGAUUUAAUAAGCCUGUCACUCAACAGGUAUGACAAGGUUAGGUCUUCUGAAUCAUUAAUGAGUGACCAGUGUCCAUGUUUAUGCAUUAAAGAAUUAUGGGUUCUACUUAUUCAUCUUCUAGACCACAGAAGUAAAUGGUUUGUCUCAGAAUCAUUUUGGAACUGGUUGAAUAAACUACUUAAAACACUGCUUGAAAAAUCAAGUGACCGAAGAAGAUCCUCUAUGCCUGUAAUCCAGUCCAGGGAUCCAUUAGGUUUUAGUUGGUGGAUUAUUACUCAUGUAGCAUCAUUUUACAAGUUUGAUCGCCAUGGAGUACCAGAUGAAAUGAGAAAAGUGGAAUCAAAUUGGAACUUUGUAGAAGAACUGCUGAAAAAGUCCAUCAGUGUUCAGGGUGUCAUUCUAGAAGAACAAUUACGAAUGUAUCUUCACUGUUGUUUGACACUUUGUGAUUUCUGGGAGCCAAACAUUGCAAUUGUUACCAUUUUAUGGGAAUAUUAUAGUAAGAACCUGAAUAGUUCCUUCAGUAUUUCUUGGCUUCCUUUUAAAGGCCUUGCUAAUACCAUGAAGUCACCCUUGUCUAUGCUUGAAAUGGUGAAGACUUGCUGUUGCGAUAAACAAGAUCAGGAGCUAUAUAAAUCCAGCAGUAGUUUUACUAUUUUUCUUUGUAUUCUGGCAAAAGUUGUUAAAAAGGCAAUGAAGAGCAAUGGCCCUCAUCCUUGGAAACAAGUCAAAGGAAGAGUAUAUUCAAAAUUCCAUCAAAAAAGAAUGGAAGAACUAACUGAAGUUGGUCUACAGAACUUUUUUAGCCUUUUUCUACUGUUAGCAGCUGUUGCAGAGGUAGAAGAUGUUGCAAGUCAUGUUUUAGACCUCCUGAAUUUCCUCAAGCCUGCUUUUGUAACGUCUCAGAGAGCCCUCAUUUGGAAGGGUCACAUGGCCUUCCUCUUGAUGUAUGCCCAGAAAAAUCUGGACAUCGGUGUUUUGGCUGAGAAAUUUUCAUGUGCUUUCCGGGAGAAAGCAAAGGAAUUCUUGGUGUCUAAGAAUGAGGAAAUGGUACAGAGACAGACUAUCUGGACACUUCUUUCCAUAUACAUUGAUGGUGUUCAAGAAGUGUUUGAGACCAGCUAUUGCUUGUAUCCUUCCCAUGAAAAACUGCUUAAUGAUGGAUUUAGUAUGCUUCUGCGAGCAUGUCGAGAAUCUGAACUUAGGACAGUAUUGAGCUUUCUACAAGCUGUUCUGGCCAGAAUCAGGAGUAUGCAUCAACAAUUGUGUCAGGAACUUCAAAGGGACAAUGUGGACCUAUUUGUACAGUCUUCAUUAUCGGCGAAAGAGCGCCACCUUGCUGCAGUUGCCAGUGCACUGUGGAGACAUUUCUUUUCAUUUUUGAAGAGUCAGAGAAUGUCACAGGUAGUGCCUUUCUCACAACUUGCGGAUGCAGCUGCAGACUUUACUUUGCUAGCAAUGGACAUGCCAAGCACAGCUCCAUCAGAUUUUCAGCCUCAGCCAGUUAUAUCAAUUAUUCAACUUUUUGGUUGGGAUGAUAUCAUCUGCCCUCAAGUUGUAGCAAGAUAUUUAAGUCAUGUCCUACAAAAUAGCACAUUAUGUGAAGCACUUUCUCAUUCAGGCUAUGUAUCUUUUCAAGCCUUAACCGUAAGAUCAUGGAUUCGUUGUGUUUUGCAAAUGUAUAUUAAAAACCUCUCUGGGCCUGAUGAUUUGCUCAUAGAUAAAAAUCUGGAACAGGCAGUUGAAAAAGAGUACAUGAAACAGUUGGUCGAACUGACAAGAUUACUAUUUAAUCUCUCAGAAGUAAAGAGUAUUUUCUCAAAGGCCCAAGUUGAAUAUUUAUCCAUCUCAGAAGACCCUAAAAAAGCACUUGUUCGAUUCUUUGAGGCUGUUGGUGUAACUUACGGGAAUCUCCAGACACCUUCUGAUAAAUCUGCCAUGGUCACAAAGUCCUUGGAAUACCUUGGUGAAGUAUUAAAAUAUAUUAAGCCUUAUUUGGGAAAAAAAGUUUUCAGUGCAGGGCUGCAGCUGACUUAUGGAAUGAUGGGAAUUCUUGUGAAAUCAUGGGCACAAAUCUUUGCCACUUCUAAAGCCCAAAAAUUACUAUUCCGGAUCAUAGAUUGUUUACUGCUGCCACAUGCAGUAUUACAGCAAGAGAAGGAACUGCCUGCACCUAUGUUGUCAGCAAUUCAGAAAAGUCUUCCUUUGUAUCUCCAGGGCAUGUGUAUCGUGUGUUGUCAAUCUCAAAAUCCGAAUGCCUAUUUGAACCAAUUGCUAGGGAAUGUUAUUGAGCAGUAUAUUGGGCGAUUUCUUCCAGCUUCACCAUAUGUUUCAGAUCUUGGACAACAUCCUGUUUUGUUGGCAUUGAGAAACACAGCCACUAUUCCGCCAAUACCAUCUCUAAAGAAAUGCAUUGUACAAGUCAUAAGGAAAUCCUACCUUGAGUAUAAGGGGUCCUCACCUCCUCCUCGCUUAGCAUCCAUUCUGGCCUUCAUCCUCCAACUCUUCAAGGAAACUAACACAGACAUUUAUGAAGUUGAACUACUCCUCCCUGGCAUUUUAAAAUGCUUGGUGUUAGUCAGUGAACCACAAGUUAAAAGGCUGGCCACAGAGAACCUGCAAUACAUGGUAAAAGCCUGCCAAGUGGGGUCAGACGAAGAACCUUCCUCCCAGCUGACUUCUGUGUUUAGGCAGUUUAUCCAGGAUUAUGGUAUGAGGUACUAUUACCAGGUUUACAGCAUUUUAGAAACAGUAGCAACAUUGGACCAGCAGGUUGUCAUCCACUUGAUUUCUACCCUUACUCAGUCUCUGAAGGAUUCAGAGCAGAAAUGGGGCCUUGGCAGGAAUAUAGCACAAAGGGAAGCCUAUAGCAAACUUUUGUCUCACCUUGGACAGAUGGGACAAGAUGAGAUGCAGAGACUGGAAAAUGAUAAUACUUAAUAUAUUUUGUGAUUCAUCCUAUUAAUUAUCAGUAUCUAAAGCCACAUUGUUCCACUCUAAUUCCUACUUUUAAUUAAUUGUAUAAUGUUCUGUUUAAAAUAAUUUCUAGGAUUUUUUUCCUUUUAUAUCUGUAAGUAAAAAAUGUAUAAAUAAGGAACUGAAGGUUAAUUAGCAACUGUGUAAUAGGAUCCUUGGAACUUUUUACAAAACUGCAUUCUACCUUGAUGAAAUUUUAGUUAAACUAAAUUAAAGAAACAUUUUCUGAGAGUG
Gorilla gorilla gorilla (western lowland gorilla) is the source of this 4344-nucleotide messenger RNA. It is a transcript of the gene MMS22L, whose product is annotated as MMS22 like, DNA repair protein. The record is from RefSeq and is a predicted model, not a curated record. The coding region runs from base 301 to 4074 and encodes 1257 amino acids. Gene Ontology annotation, cellular component: nuclear replication fork. NCBI's taxonomy places the organism in Eukaryota, Metazoa, Chordata, Mammalia, Primates, Hominidae. The transcript has 25 exons. Gene Ontology annotation, biological process: replication fork processing; double-strand break repair via homologous recombination.